Molecule: messenger RNA, 1348 nt
Organism: Syngnathus acus (greater pipefish)
Lineage: Eukaryota; Metazoa; Chordata; Actinopteri; Syngnathiformes; Syngnathidae
Product: SH2 domain-containing protein 6
Exons: 17
Coding region: 82-1080 (332 amino acids)
Biological process (GO): cell surface receptor protein tyrosine kinase signaling pathway; intracellular signal transduction
Source: RefSeq, a predicted model, not a curated record
CUUGAGCGCAUUUGCAUGCGGGACACCAAACAAAGACGUCCAUUUCUUCAUCAUUCCAGUUAGCGGACUUCAUUCCAAAUCAUGAAAAUGAGUUUCUUUGGCAAACUGAAGAACAUUGGUCCUCCAGCACCACCUAGAAGAACAGGCAACAAUGACGACUUUGGGUGGAAACAACAUGGAUUUUGGCAGGAGGAUGAAGAAGAAGAGGAGGAGAAUGACAUGUAUGAAGUUCCUCCGUGUGAGCGUCCGGCUGUUACCGUCCCGCCGAGACAAGUGGAAGAAAACGUUUAUAUGGAACGAACCUCCAGUGUGGUAGUCCCACAACGCUUAGCGACACCUGCAGCGUCAAGACUUGGUGGAAAAAUUCAGCAGAAACCUCAACAUGCUAAGGAGAAGAAACCACCCGAGGUGGACAGAAACGAGAAGCCUGGCAGGAAAAAGAUGACGCCUCCUCCUGCUCCCUUUCUUACGUCCACCAUCGAGGAAGAUGUAUACCUGGAUCCGAUUGAAGAACAGAGGGAUAACGACGACCUGUAUUUAGAACCAGCAGCUGCUUGCCCUCCGGCCCCUCGCGGCCCGAUGAGAAUGUCUUCAUCCACCAAGAUGGCACUCACGCAUUCGCCCAUGAUGAAGCCUCCACUUCCGAGAGCAAAGUCGAAUUCCUUCCUGCCUUCAUUGACAGAGGUCAAAUCAGCUUCUGGUGGUGGGAGGACAAGCAACCAAUCUGCGAAUGAGGACAAAGAAUGGUUUGCUGGUGAUUGCAACAGGAAAACAGCAGAGGAUCUUUUAGUUAGAGUCAAUAAGGACGGCACCUUCCUCAUCCGACACAGCUCGGCCCAGAACGCCCGCCAACCUUUCACCCUGGCUGUGCUUUACCGUCAGAAGGUCUACAACAUUCCCGUCCGCUUCCUGGAGGAGAUGCAAGGCUUUGCUCUGGGAAAGGAGGGCAAGAAAAGUGAACAGGUUUUCACCAGCCUGGAGGAAAUAGUGACGCACCAUAAGAAGAACCAGCUCUAUUUGAUUGACAGCAAGAGCCAGGCCAAGCACCCAGUCUAUUUAUCUCACGCGGCACGCUGUUGACAACACAUUUGACACAAUCAGACACGAUCUUUAAACUGAAAAUGUUGUCACACUUUAUUGGACACACAAAAAUUGCUUUCCACAGCAUUAAGUUGUAUAGAAGGGGACAUGUUAUGGAAAAUUGACUUGAAACGAGAAUUAAACUUUCCUCUCGAAACACUGCUGAAUUUCACACAAACAAUAAAACGCCACUUUUCUAUAAUAUGUUCCCUUUAUAAUUUAGGAGGUAAUAAAAAACAGCACAACACAAGUCAAGUCAAGUUUAUUU